Anas platyrhynchos (mallard) is the source of this 6300-nucleotide messenger RNA. The record is from RefSeq and is a predicted model, not a curated record. Lineage: Eukaryota; Metazoa; Chordata; Aves; Anseriformes; Anatidae.
GUGGUGGAGGCCCCCAGCGUGGCCGCUCGGGGCUCCCCAGGAGCCCUCGUCUCAUCCCGCUGCCUCCUCCGAGGCUGUGGGCCUCGCUGCUUGGCUCGCUGCGUGCCUUGUCCGUCCUCAUGUCCUCCCGUUUGGGGACUGCGAAGGGAGAAAGCUGCGGUCUCCGAGUUAAUAACCAGCGUCAAGCGCGUGGCCUCUCCGCAGCGGCGACCGAGGAAGCCCCCAGCGUGCCCUCGCACCCUGCUGUGGGUGCUCAGCGUUCGCUGUGGAAACGCGAGGGGCUGGGGAGGGAGAGGCUGUGUCCCGCAGCCUCCUCACUUAGCAGCGGUGUUCGUCACCGUCAGCGGAUGAUCAGUGUGUAACCACAGGAGAAACCUUCGAGCGGUGAGGGAAAGGCAAGAGGAACGCUGGUCUGGCUCUUCUGAGGGCGGCAGUCGCACAGCUGUCUCCUGGGUUGCUGCAAAGUGUGUUAGGAAUCGUUCGCGGGGUGAUUGUAGUCGUAAGAAGUUUAGCUAGGAAGUAGUUUACACCAGCUUUAGGCACAGUUUGCAUGUGAAAACUUCUCUCCAUACAAAAAUACUAGAUGACUUUAAAAACACACGAUGCUAUAAAACAGUCUCAGGAAAGUGUCUGAGUCUGUUCCAGUGUCUGCGUGGACCUGGCUCUGCAGCCAGGCAUUUUUUUAGGAGAAAGGAGAAACCUGGGAGUUUUCUCUGGUAAUCUGAGCAGUUUUUGUAACAGGUGGCUCAGAGUGAAAUGCAAGCAAGUUUUCAACAACCUUAAUGAGGAAAAUAUCGAAUUAUUAAUAACUUUGUCAUCACUGAUCAGUCGGUGGCCAUGUAGGAAUUUGAACUAUGAAUGUAGGCAGACAUUGCUAAUUUCUUCAAAGUUAGACUGUUUUGUUUGUUUGUUUGUUUGUUUUUCUUUUUUUCCCCAAACUGGUUGCUGAUAAGAUUGCACUGAUGAGCAUAAAUUAUAUUAUUUUAUGUUCUUACUCCUACUUCUUUAUCACUUGACCCUAGAAGUCGUCUUUGUUUGGACUGGUGGUGCAGUUGGUGUACCAAAAUCUGAACCAUUUUGCUUGCUCUUUCAGCAUAUCAGCAUGUUUGCUGUCUUGCAGCCCUUUGGAAUUUUUCUGGUACUGGAACCGUUAUCAAAAACACCAUGAGUGAGCCAGAGACCUCCUCCUCCUCAUCUUUCAGCACACUCAUGUGCAAAGGGACUAGCUGAAAGCAGAGAAACCCAACUCUCUGCUGUCCGAGGGAAUGAAGAGCUGAUGUGUUUCCUUUACCAAGGCAGGUUUUGUUAAAGGUUCACCCUGGAUCAGAGGCAAGCAAAGAGCAACAACUAACAAUCCAACACAAAUUGAAAUAGCACCUGAGCUUGUAGCUGUUGCGCAAACACAUAAACAUCAAGAACCUUCCAGUUAUGGGCUCGUCCGGGAUCUUGUCGCCUGCCAAAGAUUUCUUGCCACCACAGGCUGGAAGGUGCACCCUGCUGAUUUCAGCGGUCCCGUUGGGGGCGGUGGGUCGUCUUGGUAUGGCCGGCAAAGGACCGAGACUGUUAAUCUGAAGACAGGCUCUGCGAAGCUCUGGGGAGAAGGGGGGCCAGCACUGACAUACAAAGCCCAGAUCAGGUACAGGGACAGGGAUUACUGCUGAUAACCUGAACCAGGAAGCUGUGCACGGACCGAGAUGAAUAUCUGCAAUAAGCCUCCUAACAAGACAGCUCCAGAGAAUUUCGGCGAAGCUGUUCCUGAGGUGCAGGUCCAACGCGCUCGAAGGAAUGGCUGGAGCUGGCCUCUGCACCCUUUCCAGAUUAUUGCCUGGUUGCUGUACCUCUUCUUUGCGCUGGUUGGCUUUGGAAUCCUCGUUCCUCUCCUGCCCCUCCACUGGCUGCCCGCUGGCUAUAUCUGUCCAGGAGUGUGUUUUAUCUAUCAUUUAGUUGUUCAUCUUGCUGCAGUCUCCAUUGAUCCUGCGGAUGCAAAUGUGCGAGAAAAAAACUAUCUAGGGCCUCUGGCCACCUUCAAUCGUAAUCAACAUGCACAUGUCAUUGAAAACCAUCAUUGCCAUGUCUGUGAUGUAAAUGUGAGUGCCAAAUCAAAGCACUGUGGAACUUGCAAUAAAUGUGUGUGUGGCUUUGAUCACCACUGCAAAUGGCUCAACAACUGUGUGGGAGAGAGGAAUUACUGGUUCUUUUUGAAUAGCGUGCUGUCUGCCAUUCUGGGCCUUGGCCUUCUGCUCCUCGUUGCUUGCUACGUCUUUGUGGAGUUCUUCAUCAACCCCAUGAUGCUUCGCUCUGACCAGCACUACGAAGUUCUGAGGAACCACACAGACGUCUGGUUUGUGUUUCUUCCUGCUUCUCCUGUUGAGACUGGGGCUCCAGCCAUUUUGGUUCCAGCUGGGACUUUUAUUCUACUGAGCCUAGUGACAUUGUUCCUGCUAGGCCACCUCUUGAACUUUCACAUCUAUCUCAUGUGGAACAAGCUGACUACGUAUGAGUACAUCCUGCAGCAGCGUCCCCAGCAAGAGGCCAAAGAGGCAGACAAGCAACUGGAAUCUUGUCCCUCCCAAGCGAUCCCCAGUCAGGAAUUAGACCUUUUUUCAGGUAACCCUGGCUAUACAGACCCCAGUAUUCAAGUAGAGGACUUCACAACAGUAACUUCAGGAAAAGGCUUUUCAAAGCUCUACAUCCACAACGAUGAAGCUGAUCCUGAGCAGACUGCCUCUCCUGACCUCCCAUCUCUUCACUUCGCAGUCCCUUCACAGAGAGAGAAGAAAAGACGAAAGAAGACACACAAGACUUCUUCUUCAGCAACGGAGAGCAGAUCUAAACCACAUGCUAGACCUUGGCCCUCUUUCCCAGGUCCUCAGUCAGAGUUUCCAGCCACAGCUGCUGCCACCUCCUCUUCCCACAGCCUUCGCCUCGUAGUGCCAGCUUUCCCUCCGAGAGCUUCUGUGCCCCCCAGCAACACCGGCCCCAUCCAGGCGGCGGGACCCCCGGCUGACUAUCACUCAGAGUCUGCUGAGUCCAUGGAUGAAAUUCCUGUGGCUCAGACUUGCCUUGGGAGCACAGCCCCUCAUGGUCCUUCUAAGAAUAGCUCAAGCAAUGCUCAGCAUUAUCCUGUGUCCACGGACAAUCCCAGAGGUGACAGGGAGAAGAAUCUGUAUUCUGGGCACAAGGCAAAAAGGAAAAGGUGCCAGCAAGACAGACACAUAGAACAAGACCUGGAACUUUUUUCUAAGAUUCCCGCUGUGUUUGUAAGUAAGAGCAGUGGAGAACCUCAACUGUCACAGCCCCAGCCUGCUGGGAACACAUCUGAACCACAACACAGAAAAAGCACCAGCAAGCAGCGUUUGGGCAGACACAAUCCACGCUUAAAGGACGUAAGGACAAACACCACAGUGGCCUAGUGAUCAGCCUUCCAAAGCCAUACCCUUUGGGAACGAGACAAGAGGUUCUCUUUCUAUUUGUACGUUGCUGUUCAAAGAUCUUGACGCCAGAAACGCGUUCUCUGGAGGUAGCAGCAUCCCUUUACAUGAUGCUGACCAUCUUACAGCAGACCUAGCUGAGAGGCAGAAAAAAAAAAACCCUGCUGCAUCACUAUAGUUUUUUUCUGCCUGCUUCAUCUUCCUAAGCCAGGUAGUGCCCCUGAGCCCAAUUCCCCUCUUCUUGUCGAGGGGAACAGAUUCCCGUGACAGGGAUGCUAAGGGCAACCUCUGGCCCUUAGCCAGUGUUAACACUCCGUAGAGCACUGAGGGCCUCAUCCCCACACUGUGUGCGUGCCACCACACCACAGGGAGACAUUUCUUGCUGCCUGGCUAAAGGCAACAGGCAAUAAGGAGACAAAACUGAGGGAGGCGCCUUGAGAAGCUGCUAGAGUGAACUAAGACAGUGUUUUCCAUAGCAAGGGGCUGUCCCCUCCUGGCCCUCUGCAGACCAGUACUGCAGUAAAUUUUGGUGUGUGGGGGAAAAAAAACACAAGGCUGCAUCUCUGCCAUCCCCUGGUACCCUGAAAACUAAAUUUUCCAUCUGCCUCUACCCAGUCAGUCUCUGGAUCACGUCUGGGGCACUCACUAGGUAGUCAGGGAGUAACCUCAGGAUUGCUCUGUCCCUACACCACUUUCCACUGUGCACCUUCAAGCCAAGUCCACCAGCAUGUAUUCUCUAAAGCGGUGUGGGUUGUCCUACCCAACUGCACCUUCCCAGCAGCCUGAAGUGCCCCACAGUGCAGCUUUCUCAUCAGAAACUCUGGGACACAGCAGGUCCUGAAAGCUUUCCAUCCCCUGGGCUUGCCAAAUCAGUCCACAGCCAAGCUUGGACUCUCUGUAUUGCAGAAAAAAUCCCACACCAGACACCGGGGCAUGUGGCCAGUGCCUGGAGUCACAGCUCUGUGCCGGUGGUGAGAAGCAGAGAGCUGUCUGGGCUGCAGAGCCUGUGCUUUCCCUGUCCUCCUGGCUUCCACAGGCAGCAUGCCCUGCUGCAAAUUCCUGGCUGAGCACCGAGGCCAGGGCUGCCAGGAAGCCCAGAUCUGCCUAGCAGCCAGCUACCUCAGAGCCCAGGAUAGCAGCGAAGCACUCAUCCCAGCGGGCCUGGCCACCAGCACGUAUGUGCCUGACACCAUUUCCCACCCGACAGCUGCACAGCCCCUGCCUCCCUGCCAUGGCAGCUCGCACCAUUUCUGAACAGGCACUGCACGUAGGUGCACCAGCAGAGAGGAGACGUGGGGAGCUUUUAUCACCCUGCCACAUCGUUUCAUGCAUACAACGCAAGGCCAACCCAUUCUCCUUACUGUGGUGAGUGCAGGCUAGGGAAGGAGAAGACAUGUUCCUGGGUGAGUCCCCCUAAGCCAUUCCUCCACUUGCCUAGGCCUGGAACAGCUCCGUCGGUGAGCAGUAGAACAGAAUAGUUCACUUAGAAGGGGCCUACAAAGAUCAUCGAGUCCAACUGCCUGACCACUUCAGGGCUAACCAAAGGGAAAAUAUUACUGAGGGCUUUAUCCAAAUGUCUCUUGAACACUGACAGGCAUGGGGCAGCAACCACCUCUACAGGAAGCGUGUGCCAGUGUUUGGCCACCUUCACAGUAAAGAAAUUUUCCCCUAUAUCCUGAGACCGGCACAUCCCUCCCUGCUUCCCCUGCUCAGGGAGAUGCAGAGAGCGAUGAGGCCGCCUCUCAGCCUCCUCUUCUCCAGACCAGAGAGCCCAAGUGUCCUCAGCCCUCUUGGCUGCCAGGGCACACUGCUGAGCCUGCUGCCGACCACAUCAGCAAUGUGGGCCAUUUCUGGUGGUCCAUGUCCAGAGCAAGCCAGGAUUUUGGGGGACAAACGGCCUUUGGGCACAGCCAACAUGGGGCUGGCAGGCUUGACCCCCAGCUCCGAUGUGGCCACCUCCCAGCCCUGCUCUUGUCCAUUGUCCCACUGCUCACACUGGCUUCAGCACCAUGCAAGUCCACUGCCUGUCCCUGGAGCUUUAGAUCCCAACAGAUUAUUCCAGAGUCACCUUUGCCUGCAAGGAGACAGACAGGCCCUGAGAGGAGCUUGGGGCUCUGCUCCUUCUGCCAGGGAUGUGCAGAGACCAGGGGGACUCCCUUCUAGACACGUUUCCUGCUCCAAAGUUUAAUGAAGUCUCCAAAGCUGGUCCAACUGCUCCUCCUCACCCCUCAUUUUGCCACGAGGUGCUGGCAGGCAGCGGUACCAGACAAGCUCAUGGCAAGCUGCACGGUAAGGGCACGGUGUGUAUGGCACAGACAAGGCGAAUGUUGGAAUGAAUUCGCUGGGUUUGAAGGGUUUAUGGGGCCGAGGUGAUCCCCAGAGCCAUCGGUCAGCAGAAGUGAAGUCUCGUGGUUGGAAGUCAUCAUAUUUAGACAUGCAAGGAGGGUUUCCCUGUGGUCAUGCACGUUGCAGCUUCCCGUGCUGCUGUAGCCGGGGUACCCGCUGGCAGGGUGACCCUUGGGAAACGCUGGCACGUGUGGGACCAGCACUUGUGGCCCAGCAGAUGUUGUGCUGCUCAUCCGCGGAGACCAGGACGUCUGCCCUACAUGGAUCCAGGUUAGACCGAGUCCUUCCUGUUGUUUCUCCCCGUGUUUGCUGCAAUCCGCCCUGCAGAAGGCUGGGCUCAGGGUUUUCAAAGGCCAGCUGCCCCACCACCCGGGAAGCAUUAAUACUUUCUCUCCAGCAGGUGCCCCCGAGCAGACCUUUUGUGUUUCCUUACCUUUUGUCUGUGCAGAACCAGUCCCAAAGUCAUGUAUGGAGCUUUUUGUUAGCUCUGUCCACAAUAAAAUUUUCUAUGCCUUUUGCUAAA